Messenger RNA from Symbiodinium pilosum, 1998 nucleotides. The record is from the annotation of a GenBank genome assembly. NCBI's taxonomy places the organism in Eukaryota, Dinophyceae, Suessiales, Symbiodiniaceae.
AUGGACCGGCUGUCCAUAAGCAGUGUAACUACCACGAGAUUUGAGCUGUCCAUUGCCAGAUAUCCGCGGCAACAGAAGCAUGACUGGGCGCGCGAGCUUGCUGGACAGGGAAGCUUGACCAUCGCCGCGUCCAGCAAGGCCUUCAGGGCCGGUUGGAUCUUCGUCACUGUCACCAGCAACAGCUUGGCCGCUUAUUCUCUGCGCAUCCGGUGGGGUAACGAAAUGCUCUGGCUCAAGGACGGCGUCCAAGAGCGGGAUCGUCUUGUGCCCGGAACUUUACGGUGGUUCUCACUCGACGUGUCCGCACAGAGAGAUCGGCUUACAUCCAUCAGAGCAGAAGCAGUGGCAGGAGUUGUUGGUGUUUGCAUUCGACGUUCCAAAGGGAGAAGGCUUGGAGGCUGGCGCCGAUGGGGCCAGGAGCUGAUGCAGCGGCUGACAUACAGUGGUGGUGCACCUUGCGGUUGGACAGAAGACCUCGGCUGCGCGUACUCGGCUGUGGCCAAUGCAUCUAUGGGUGUAGCUGCCAGCCUUGCUGCCAUUGACGUGCCUUCGGACAACGAGACUGCCACAUUAGAGCUGGCGGUGCUGGCACUGUCGUCUAGCAGCCUGGCAACCAAUGCGUCGGAGUUUGUCCUGGAGGCAGUGUUAGGCGACGUGGCUACUUUACCGGAGGAACAAACGGUGAUCAUUGAUUCGCUUGGACCUUCCUGCUGUGCUUCCUCGUCGACAGGGCAGAAGUUGUAUCGCGUGUAUCGGCACUACACUCGUUUUGCUUCUGGAUUGUUGCGACUUUUUCUCAGCCCGCUCGGAGCGGGACUUCUGGUGGGUGCAAAGCUCUCUGCACGCCGCAAAGGUGAGUCUCGUUGGUUUGAGACGCAGACAGCGCAGCAGGAGCGAGUUCUUCAACUUUACAUCAACUUAGAAGACCUUGCAAGGCAGCAUCCUCCUGGAUUUUGGCUGGAAGCCGCAGUUGAGGUCCAACAUCCAACAAACUUCACGCUGAGUUUGCUUUCAGAUUCCUCAAAUGAGGACGUACCCACCCGGCUGUCACCCAACGUGCCUGUCUUUGACAAUGUGUCAGAGGUCGCCUCCAUAAAGUAUGUUUUCCAAACAGCGCAGCAGGUUGCAUCGCUGUGCCUUAAGCCAUGUUAUGGUCAAGUUCGGAUGGACAUAGCGUCCAAUGCGAGACAAAAGCAGGAGGAUUCCUCAGCGCAUGGGAAUUGCACGAGGCUUCAGGCCCCAGAUGGCGGGGUGCUUACUGGUUCUGUGGCAGUACACAAGCUGUUCUCCGCGCCAAGUUCUGCGUACGAGGUUGAGCUGGCCACACAUCCUGGCAACAACUACAUUGCGCUUCCGGAGAUGACGGCUCUCAAUCUAACGGGCCGCAAGCUUCGAUGCCACGAGGAGGAACGCUGCGUCUUCGAGACUAUCGUCAACUUUGACCGCGCUUCGAUUGGCACCGCAGCCUCUGGCUAUGCGGCCAACCUGCAGCAUACAUUGAUUGCGCUGAAAGCGGAUCCAGAUCUGCAUCCGGAAACGACCUGCGGCCUCCUCACGGCCCUUGCAGAAAAUCGCACCAGCAACGUGACAGUGCUCAAGGACGCAAGGGGCAACUUGCUGAACAAGCUUGAGGGCAUACUCAGCAUGUAUGAAGAACCAAAUUCGACCUAUGUUGUGAAUGUCUUGGUGACGCUUGAAGGUGAAUCAGGCCAUUCCCUGGCCGCUGCAAGCUACGUACCGCUUCAGCUUCCCGCUGGUGGCUUUGAGCUGCUGCCUGAAAGCAAUAUGCAGAGCACCGCAAGUCUGCCUUUUGCUUUUACCAUAUUUGCGUUUUGCAGCUUGGCUUGGCUUCUCAACAAAAGCAGCAUCUGCAAGGGCCGUCAGGACGUUCGCGAGGCAGCGCCUGAUCGCAUUGAGAUGCAGAUGGCUUAUGAUCUUCACGAGGAAGGUACGACAAGUCUUCUUGUCCAACAAAACUAUGUUCCUCCCAGCAUCUGA